This is a messenger RNA of Nezara viridula (southern green stink bug), 303 nucleotides long. The record is from the annotation of a GenBank genome assembly. NCBI's taxonomy places the organism in Eukaryota, Metazoa, Arthropoda, Insecta, Hemiptera, Pentatomidae.
AUGAAGUUUUUCACCAAAGUGAAAAACUUGGUUAAAACUACAUUCAUGAAACACCUCAAUGGCAAGUAUGCCAAGACAUCUGUCAAAACUAAAACAAAUAUCUGCCAUGAUGAAGGUCUGAACUUUGGACUGAAACUAUCGGAAGACUGCAUAGAGCCACUUCAACUCGGCAUACAAACUGUAGACGUGGGAACCCCUGAGGAUUCCAAAAAUAAAUUUACUGAAAAAAUUCAUUUAUUACUGAAGAUUGUCAAUUCAUCCACUAUUAUUUAUGAUGUAAUUGUUAUUAUUUAUAUAAAAUAA